Ostrea edulis (European flat oyster) is the source of this 1866-nucleotide messenger RNA. RefSeq names its product WD repeat-containing protein 54-like. The transcript has 9 exons. NCBI's taxonomy places the organism in Eukaryota, Metazoa, Mollusca, Bivalvia, Ostreida, Ostreidae. Bases 170 to 1255 code for a protein of 361 amino acids. Gene Ontology annotation, molecular function: protein binding. The record is from RefSeq and is a predicted model, not a curated record.
AUUUAAUAGAUUGUACCUAUAAACGUCGGAGGAUAUGUUUAAUUCAAUAUUUCAAACAACUAAAUAAUAAAGUGAGAUAAGGAGAUAAAUGUUACUGAAAAUUUGAUUUAUUUGUUUCGGCAAAUUAAUUCUUUUUAUCAGUGGUGAUCAGAAGAAUUCCCAUCUAUGUAUGAAUUAUCUAGUGCACAAACCAGCGCAUGCGCCAUUUAGCGUACCGAGCAACAAGGAGUUGGCAUUUCGUGUGUGUAAAUUUUUUGCGAUGUACCGCAAAGAAAAGCCAUUGAUCUUGAAAAGUAGUGCAUCAUCACUUACAAAUAACCUUUCUGUGUUGGUUGCACUAGAUAAAGGAGUCUUGAACUAUGCUGUGGUGCACAAAGCAGUCGUCAACAUUAUCUCUGCAUCAACUGAUGGCGCCACCGUCAACAGCAGGAAUAUCGUCUGCAAAGAACCUUCAGCGGCCCAGCAAAGCACACCGAUGAUAAUACAAGCAAAAUGGGUGUGCCUUCCCACCAGAACAGUUUUUGUUUUAACGUCAUUGAAAGGAAUACAGAUGUUCGAAUCCGACGGAUCGGCAAUGAUAUAUUGGCAUGCUUUAGGGGACAUCAACAGCACAGACAUCUUAGAACACGCCAACUUUGGACGAGGAGUGACUGGAAUUGGGGAGAAUUUUAUUUGUAUAGGUACACAGCUGGGGGAAAUCCAUGUGUUCAAUGUGCCAGCCAAGGGAACUAAUGUUACACUGAAGGAGAGUCUGAUAGGACACAGAUAUCCUAUAUGUGAUUUGGCAUCCAGUGGAAACAAAAUGGUCAGCUCUGAUGAACAAGGAAACAUUAUAGUCUGGUCACUGUCUGGGACAACAUUCAAACAGACUCACUCCAUCACCGGCUCUGGAAGCCCUUGCAGUAGUAUAUUCCUCUGGAAAAAUGUUAUCAUUGCUGGCUUUGGUAACGGCCAGAUAAGGCUGUACUGCGCAGAUACAGGAAAACUGGGGGCAGAGGUCAAUGCUCAUGCUCGAUGGAUUACAGCCUUGGAUGUUGCCACUGACAAUGGAAUGCUGUUGUCUGUGAGUGGAGAUUCUUAUGUCCGAGUCUGGCAACUGAAGGAAGGCAAUCCAAUGCCAGAGAUUGAGUAUUUGUCCCAGGAAUGUGUAUCUGACCAACAGCUGGUGGGGGUGCAGUUCCUCCACCCUCAGGGUCGGGCAUUUUGUACUACCGGCUACGACAGUUGUGAUCUCUCAUUCUAUGUCCAGAGCUAAGCUACACACACCUGCUAUCCGGAGCACAGAAAACUUUGCAAUAGACGUAAUGUUCAGCGAUCUUCUAAAGAUGCGGGCCAUUGUUGGUCGUGGACUCCGUUUUCUAAUUUAUUCUGUGAAUGUGAUGUUUAUAGACUUAGUUCUGUGUAUAAAUAUUGUUGUUGAGGAGACUUUUAAAAAUGUUUAUAUAUGAAUUGAAAAAUUUGUUCUGUGUAUAAAUAUUUUUGUUGAGGAGACUGUAAAAAUGUUUAUAUGUGAACAGAAAGAUGUGUUCUCAUCAUGGUAAGACUCGGUAAAUUACCAUUUCAUCGUAGUGCAAAGUACUGAAUCUCUGCUUUGUGAUUGUCUGUGAUGUAUUUUAUGAAGAGUGUCCAUUUUCUUUGUACAUUACGCUAGGAAUUUCCCCAUAAAUAUCUAUACUUAUGAAUCAUGGCUGUAAAAACUGGUACAAAUCAUGUACGUCUUUAUCAGCAUUUCCUGAAAAAUGUUUUUGGCAUUUCAAUAUUUGGGUUAGAUUAUUUUCAUAAUGGAUUGAAAGUGGUUAUAUACAUUGUCCUUAAAUGUAUUAAAAUUUGUCAAUAUUCUCCGUCCAUUAAAGCUGUUUAUUUGGU